Eufriesea mexicana is the source of this 831-nucleotide messenger RNA. It is a transcript of the gene Gar1, whose product is annotated as Gar1 ribonucleoprotein. Gene Ontology annotation, biological process: ribosome biogenesis; snoRNA guided rRNA pseudouridine synthesis. Gene Ontology annotation, cellular component: box H/ACA snoRNP complex. Bases 98 to 703 code for a protein of 201 amino acids. Lineage: Eukaryota; Metazoa; Arthropoda; Insecta; Hymenoptera; Apidae. Gene Ontology annotation, molecular function: box H/ACA snoRNA binding. The record is from RefSeq and is a predicted model, not a curated record. The transcript has 4 exons.
AGUAAAAGUGACACUGCAUAAAGGUGAUAUUUGAAAACGAAUAUGGCUAAUUUUAUCUACUAGUUACAUUGUGCAAAAGUAUCUAUAGAAUAAAAGAAUGUCAUUUCGAGGUCGUGGAGGUGGCGGAUUUGGUAGAGGCGGAGGUGGCGGUGGUUUUCGUGGUGGAAGAGGUGGAGGUGGAUUCCGUGGAGGUCGUGGCGGUGAUAAGGGUGGAAGAGGAUAUGACCAAGGUCCACCAGAGCAAGUGACACCUUUGGGUCACUUCACGUGGACAGUGCAAGAUGAUUUAGUGGCUAAAGUAGAUAUAGAGCAAGUACCCUUUUUUAAUGCUCCAAUUUACACGGAAAACAAACUACAAAUUGGGAAAAUAGAUGAAAUAUUUGGUAACAUCAGAGACUACUAUGUGUCUAUAAAAUUAUCAGAAAAUAUAAAGGCAUCUAGCUUUCAAAAGGAUACACAGUUAUUUAUAGAUCCUGCAAAAUUGCUACCUUUACAAAGGUUUUUACCUAAGCCUCCUGGAUCAGAACAAAAGAGAGGAGGUGGAGGUGGACGAGGAGUAAGAAGAGGUGGUGGAGGACGUGGUGGUGGACGAGGUGGAGGUAGACCAUCAUUUGGACGUGGUGGUUUUGGAAAAGGUGGCGGUGGUGGUUUUAAAGGCCGUGGAGGAGGAUUUGGUAAAAGUCGUGGAAGGGGAAAAUGGUAGAAAAGUAAAGUAUAAUGAAUUUUUAUAUAAAGACAUAUGAAGUGAUAUCAAUUCCUUAAUUUCAUCAAAUUAGAAUAUAAAUACUUUUUAAGAUACAACUGAAACAAUGAAAACAAUAUAUGAUUUAU